Pimephales promelas (fathead minnow) is the source of this 1704-nucleotide messenger RNA. The record is from RefSeq and is a predicted model, not a curated record. Lineage: Eukaryota; Metazoa; Chordata; Actinopteri; Cypriniformes; Leuciscidae.
GGUGUGUGAUGGAAGUCAACCAUUUCUGCUGUUAACUUUUCUGAUCUUCUGGUGUAGAGUCUGGGGAUCUGGGAAAGGAAUGACAGACCACAAUCAACCUUGAAACUUUGUUUGCCGUGGAGACAAAGACUUGUUAAGCAACGAAGCAAGGCGCUGGAAUAUCGUGGCAUUCAAGACGCGUCGCUUCAAAGAUGCUGACGUUACGGAGCGGACUUCCUCCCUAAGGCGUAUGAAUGUCAGACGUCUCGAUGAAGACCUCUUUCAGAGAGGAUUAAAGGAACAACUAGACCCAAGCAUGCAGGAAAGAGGGACAGAACCUUCCGGUGUGUGAUGAGAAAUUUCAGAGAGACCACCAGUGAGAAAACCUCCAUUAACUCACUUGGAUCCAUAUACUGGCUGGGACUGCUGCAUAAUAUAUAGUGUUCUUUGAAAUUCAACACAAGUAUGGGUGGAGAGAAGAUGGUGGCUUGCAUGUUAAGUUUGACACUAAUGAGGUCAGUUUAUGGUCAGCACAUGCCAGAAGAACCAUGCUCAGUCCAGAUCCUUGUCCCUGGACUCAAAGGUGAAGCAGGAGAGAAAGGAGAGAAAGGAGCACCUGGGAGACCUGGGAGAUUAGGGCCAACUGGAGAGCCAGGUCUCCCUGGAGUCAAAGGCCAAAAAGGUAGUCCUGGACAUUAUGGGAAGAUGGGUCCCUCUGGACUCAAAGGUUUAAAAGGUGAUAUGGGAGAUCCAGGACCUAAGGGCCCAAAUGGAGAGCCAGGUGUCCCCUGUGAGUGUGCACCCUUACGGAAAAUGAUUGGUGAAAUGGAUAUUCAAGUGGCGCAAUUAACCAGUGAGCUGAAGUUCAUUAAAAAUGCUGUCGCUGGCAUCAAAGAGACAGACAGCAAGGUCUAUCUGCUGGUGAAGGAGGAGAAGCGCUUCAGGGAUGCCGAGGUGUUUUGUCAGGGCCGAGGUGGACACCUGGCCAUGCCCAAGGAUGAGGCGUCUAACGGAGUCAUCGCUGGCUACGUCACCGAAGCUGGCCUCAGUCGAGUGUAUAUCGGCAUCAACGACCUGGAGCGAGAAGGCCACUUUGUGUAUGUGGAGCGUUCACCCAUGACCACUUUCAGCAAGUGGAGGGAGGGCGAGCCAAACAACGCUUACGACGACGAGGACUGCGUCGAGAUGGUGUCUUCAGGCGAGUGGAUUGAUGUAGCUUGUCACCUCACCAUGUACUUUGUGUGUGAGUUUGACAAGGACACAGUAUGACUUAAUGGAGCAUCUAUUGGGCGUAAAGUCAAUUGCAAGCGUAUACAAUACUUUAGUAUUAAAGAAGGCUGAAAUUUCAAUGAAAAAGGUUCAGCAUUUAUAGCUUUUCUCAUUUUUCAUGUAACAUUUUAAGCAGUCACAGCAGUGUGACAUGCUAUAUUUGAUGUAAAACUGUUUAAAACAACAUCCAGAUAGUUUAUACUUUAUCUCAAUGGUCCACUUUAGAUAUUCUACUAACUAUUAGUAACUCCAUGUCAUCUCUCAUCAGAGUGUUAGUAGGUUAGAGUUAGAUGUUAGGGUUCAUCAUGUUAGCACUAUAAGCUGCCAUGUAGACAUGUUAAAUGUCUGUAGGAGGACCAUGAGAAUAAAGCAUUAGUAGAAUUCAUUUUUUAUUUUUGAAACAGUAGAGCAUUGGCGCUUGCAACGCCAAGGUCAUGGGUUUGACUCCCAGGGAAA